Messenger RNA from Symbiodinium necroappetens, 2973 nucleotides. The record is from the annotation of a GenBank genome assembly. Lineage: Eukaryota; Dinophyceae; Suessiales; Symbiodiniaceae.
AUGUUCUUCGACGACGAUUUGCUGAGUGGUGCUUAUGCCCGGCAAACUCGUGCUGACGUUGGCGCAGGCGCACCACCGGCAGACUUUGCAGACGGUGUCACUGCAGGUGACGCUGGCUCAGGCGCCGCUUCUUCGGUUGAGACUCUUGUCACUUCGAAUUCCAGGCGGAAACGUGGUUCUAGGGGCGGUGUCAGGCCCUCUUCCUCUGACCAGCAGAAGCGCUGGAGAUCGGGGGCAGUGCCGCAGCCGCCUUCCUUCGACGGUGACAUUGAGGCGGACCCCUACUGCUAUCGCCACUACAAGCGACGGUUGCAGCGCUGGGUGGAGAUAACGAAGGAGUAUCUGCCUGGUAAUGAGCAAGCCUUGAGGGCGUUGGAGAACCUCAAGGGCGAGGCCGAAACGGAGAUGGAAGAGAUCGAGGACAGCCGCUAUAACGUGGACAACGGCAUCGAGCUUCUCUUGCGAGACCUCGAACGGAGCUUUGGUGCUAAGGAAAUGUUCAGGCAAGGUGGCACCAUACGCGAAUUCGAGAGCAUCGGCCGCCUCCAAGGGGAAAGUGUUCAUGCUUUUGUCCGUCGUUUCAGGCUCAUGGAGAGGAAGCUGAAGGACAACCAAGUUCCAGAGUAUCCCGAGCAGGCAAGAGUUAUCAAGCUGUUGGAUGGCCUGAGGCUUGAUGAGAAGAGCGUUGCAUCCCUGCUCCUUGCCGCGGGAAACAAGUACGACAUGCGUGCAAUAUUGAAUGCUAUAAGCAUCCAGUACCCGGCAGGUAUGACGAUCACAGGUCUUCCUCGCCUUCGGCUUGAUCGUCGAGGUCGCGGCCGGGGAGUUGGCUCUUCGGCUUCCACAGCUUCCACCUCUUCCAGGCCAAGCUCGUCAGCUAAGAAGUGGUGUCACUGGAAUACCGCUUGGGAGCCAGAUGCUGAGUUCCCUGAGGAUGAAUUUCCGGUUGAUCAAGAUUAUGAUGAGGCUUCCCUUCCUCCUCUUCCCGAAGGACCCGAUCCUGCUGAAGAUCAAGGAAAUCCCGAGGAUCUUUACGACGAGGCCGAGGUCCCUGACGAGGAAGAGGGUGAAUGGAUGGAUGGCGACGACGCCGCCGCCUACGACGAGGGCGAUGACCUUCAGGAGCUCAUGCAGUCCCUGACGGUCACCAGCAAGCGCUUGGCCAGUUUGGUUCAGGCGCGAGGCUACUACCAGACGGAUGGCAAGAGCAAAGGCAAGGGCAAGAAGGGCUUCGGCAAGGGCAAAGGCAAGUCCAAAUCCAAAGGUAAAGGCCGGGGCAAGCCUUCUUCCUCUUUUGGUGCUGGCAGUGGCAAGGCAGGCAAGUCUUCUGGUGGCAAGGGCGGCAAGCCAAGAGUUCCUGACGCAGUGCAUCAGCAGAGGCUGCAAGGAAGUCUCUGUCUCGGCUGUGGCUCUCCGGAUCACUGGUUGAAGGACUGCCCCUCGUAUUCCAUCCAGAAUGCCCAGCUUACAAGUGCUGCAAUUGAUGGCUUGGUUUUGGAUGCCGAAGGAUCGGCCUCCAUUUGGACGGUGAAGGCAGAGACCCUCGCCGGAUCAGAGCUCAGCUUGGAGCACAAAAAGGGCGAUCAGGACUUUUAUGAAGCACCAGCUCUUUCUGAGUUUGAGCCCUGCAUCCCAACGAACCCGAGUGUUCUCUUGCAGUACUAUCAGGGCAGCAGCUCCUCGUAUAUCAUUGCAGAUACCGGAUGUCAGAGGCAAGUUGCAGGUGAAAGUUGGCAUUUGCAAAAGUGCCAAGAGAUUGAGCCCCUCCUCAGACUCGAGUACCCCGACUUGUGCAAGUUCAGCUUUGGUCCCAGUGAAGCUUUGCAAAGUCAAGGGCUCUUGGUGCAGUUCCAGAUGUUUUUGCUGGCACUAUAUACUUUCGAGCUUUGCAGUGCACUUCACAACUGUGGCUGUCUCCUUGUGGUCACUUGGCUGUUAGACUCGAUGAGUGGGGACCAGACGUGUUUGAGUGGCCGCCACGUCAUGUACCAGACUGCCUGCCUGACGUCAUACAUCCGGACAGCCUUGCAAGCUCGAAAGCUUUGCCUACCAUCGAGCUUCCUGCCCGUCCGGUUCCUCAUGCCUCCGCCCACAUGGCUAGUGCGCUGGCGUCGACUGCUGAGGAACGUGCUCAACUUCGUCUUCUACGUCAAGCAGAUGGUCCUUCUUUAUUCUGCAACCACCCUGCACUCUGCUCUCAAGGACCGGGUGAUGCAGACGCAUCUUGUGCCGAGCACGGCAACCACGUUGUUGUCAACGACGGCGGCCAUGGCAGCUCAGGAGUCUCUACAAAGUCAGGCCUACUUGAAAUCCCCCGAGACAUGCAACCAUCCUUCGGGAAUGCGGGCCUACGGAGCAGCGGGAAUCCGAGUUCGCAUUUGCGACCUUUGCGGAACUCGGUAUGUUUUGAUGCCGUCGGGAACCUCAGUGCUGGCCACGCCGAAAGCUUCCCCGUCGGCCAGGACACCUUUGAACCUGCCCGAGCACAUCAUGGACGCGCUCCGCGGCAAAAGGGUCGAAAACCAACCCAAGGCGGGAAGAUCCCAAGGCUCCUCUCGGCCCUCCUCAACAUCCUCGCCGGGAUAUGUGCCUCCACCUCCUCGACUACGUCCUCGUCAGCCAUCUUCCAAGGCGGCUCCCCCGAAAGCAGCUCCGAAGACGGCUCCCCGAGCCAAAAGCAUGCUGCAACCCUCGGGCGGCUCGAACCUGCCUAUUCCGCAACGGAGGCAAUGGCAUGGCUCGGAGAGCGACCGGAUGAGCACGAUGAGCACGGGUACAGGAGUCUACCACGAGGACAUGGAUUGGUCAGCUCCGAACGUGGACCACGGCGAGGAGUGGGUGGAACCGAACUGGGCCAUGCCGGACGACUACGAUCACCUGGAGGGCUCCGAGGGCGAACAGUUCGAUCCGAACGACCUCAUUCCCCACCACAACUACGAGGACGAGGAGGAAGGUUACGGGGAGGAGUUCUGA